This is a messenger RNA of Drosophila grimshawi, 636 nucleotides long. RefSeq names its product kunitz-type serine protease inhibitor Bt-KTI. Bases 25 to 432 code for a protein of 135 amino acids. The transcript has a single exon. The record is from RefSeq and is a predicted model, not a curated record. Gene Ontology annotation, molecular function: serine-type endopeptidase inhibitor activity. Lineage: Eukaryota; Metazoa; Arthropoda; Insecta; Diptera; Drosophilidae.
UCGCAUUAAAGAAACCGAAACGAAAUGAGCUACAAACUGGGCCUGAUUGCACUAAGUGUACUGAUAUGCGCUCUGUGCGUGCACAGUGCCGCAAUGGAUCAGUCUCAACUGGUGGUGGAGAAGCAGCAAGAAGAUGGCCAGACAACUGGGAAAAUGGAUACCACCAAUGUGCCGGAGGAGUGCCAUCAGCCAAAGGAGACGGGUCGCUGCUUUGCGCUCUUCUAUCGCUACGCCUACAAUCUGGACACGCACUCCUGCGAGGAGUUCGUUUACGGCGGCUGUGCCGGCAAUAGCAACAAUUUUGAGACCAAAGAGCAAUGCGAACAGGUCUGCCUAGGCAAAUCAGCAUCCGCCACAGAGCAGAGCACCGAGCUGACUACAGAGCAAGUGCAACAAGCAGCAGAGACGACGCCAAGCAGCACCAGCAGUUAAUCUCAUUUGGCAUUGUGGGAAGAACCUGGACAGGGUACACCUUGUUUAUAAUUACUAACACUUGAAAUCAUUGUAAUCACUCUCCCACUAUGUAAAGUGCACAGCUCCAUGGGCGGACGGCCCAAAUGGGGAUUAUUAAAAACUUAUUUCCGUUGCCAAUAUAGUAUAUAUAAUAAAUAAAUGUUGACCUAUUUUUAUCACUAC